Molecule: messenger RNA, 2499 nt
Organism: Plectropomus leopardus (leopard coralgrouper)
Lineage: Eukaryota; Metazoa; Chordata; Actinopteri; Perciformes; Serranidae
Gene: pou6f1
Product: POU class 6 homeobox 1
Biological process (GO): regulation of transcription by RNA polymerase II
Molecular function (GO): DNA-binding transcription factor activity, RNA polymerase II-specific; RNA polymerase II cis-regulatory region sequence-specific DNA binding
Source: RefSeq, a predicted model, not a curated record
GCAAGACAGUGACUGAGGUGGUGCAGCGAGCCAUGAACUCCCAGGAUCUCCCCGCCAAAGAUGCCCCACUUACUGUCAAUGAGCAGCCAUUCACUGUCUGACUGCAGAAGUCUUUUUUCAGCCAUUUAAAUCCUGCACUUUGAAAUUCCCUGCCAAAGACAACCAGGUCAUUGUGAUGUCUGGCCAUGAAACUAUUCGUGUGCUAGAGGUAGAGGUUGAUGCAUCUCUGCCAUCAUCAACGCCUGAUGGGAAGAGUGAAGUCAAAGCUGAUGAGGGAGCAGCUCUGCGUGCAGAGCAACCUGAGGCUGGCAGCACACAGGACGGCCCUGCUGCGCCACAGAGCACUGGGGGAGCAGUGCUGGGCGAGCAGCAGGUGGUGUCUGUUGAGGCUCCUGCCCCUGCUGUCCAAACACUGACUCCUGCUGUGCCUGUCAGUUUGUCCCUGUCGCAGCCACAGGCCGCCAUGCCCAUCACUGUACAAGGCUGUCCACAGGUGCUGACACAGGAAAGUUUGGCCACUUUGAUGACUGGUAUGAUGGCUCAGACGGGAUCUCUGGGGCAGCCGCUGCUCAUCCCCCUCAGUAUGGCGGGCUCCAUCGGUGGGCAGGGGGGUCUGGCCGUUCUCACUUUACCUACAACCAACGUAGCUACUCUCCCUGGGCUCACAGCAGCUAACACGGCCGGAAACCUCCUAAAACUGCCCUUUGCUGGCCUCCAAGCUGCAACGGUCCUGAACUCCGUACAGCCCCAACUGCAGACAAACACACAGACGAUGUUCCAGCCCCAAACAGCCUCCAUACAGCCGGUGCAGGUGACGUCUCAGCCAACACAGGUGACCAACGCACAGGUUACCACCGCUCAGGUGGCAGCAGCUCAGGCGACCACGGCCGCCACCACUGCCUCCCAGUCCAACAUAUCUUUAGCAGCACUUCAGACUGCAGGACUCUCCAUCAAUCCUGCAAUCAUAAAUGCUGCUUCCUUGGGAGCUCAGCCCCAGUUCCUCAGCUCCCUCACCUCCACUCCCAUUAUCACCAGUGCCAUGUCCAACAUGGCCGGCAUCACCAGCCAGAUCAUCACAAAUGCCCAGGGACAGGUCAUUGGGACCCUCCCGCUGUUGUUGAACCCAGCCUCUCUGGCUGGAGGAGCUGCGACACCCACCCUCCCCCUCCAGGGUCUCCAGGGUCUCCAAGGUCUCCAGGGUCUCCAGGUCCAGACCGUCACUCCGCAGCUGCUUCUCAACACACAGGGCCAGAUCAUCGCCACGGUCGGGAACGGAUCUGCAGUUGCAACUUCGGCUGCAGUUCUGCCCAAAGCUGCGGCUCCUCCAACACUUACCAAACCUAUCACACAGGCUUCGGUAACAACUGUCAGUCAGUCACCAAUUGUCAUCGCCCCGCAGCCGUCUGUGCUGAAGACUGCCACCACGCUGUCCUCCACCGUGCCCAUCACCUGUGGAGACAUAGCAAAAGUGGGCCAGCUUGUCAGCAAACCGCAGCAGGUAGUCAGCAGCGAGGAAGGCAUUAAUCUGGAAGAGAUCCGAGAGUUCGCCAAGAAUUUCAAGAUCCGUCGGCUGUCCUUGGGGCUUACUCAGACACAAGUAGGCCAGGCUCUGACGGCAACCGAGGGUCCGGCCUACAGCCAGUCUGCCAUUUGCAGGUUUGAAAAGCUGGACAUCACGCCCAAGAGCGCUCAGAAGCUGAAGCCGGUGUUGGAGAAGUGGCUGGCUGAAGCCGAGCACUGGAACCAGAAGGGCCAGCAGAAUCUGAUGGAGUUUGUCGGCGGUGAACCGUCCAAAAAACGCAAACGGCGCACUAGUUUUACACCGCAGGCCAUAGAAGUUCUUAACUCCUACUUUGAGAAGAACGCGUUGCCAACCGGCCAAGAGAUUACAGAGAUUGCCAGAGAGCUGAACUAUGACCGCGAGGUCGUGCGGGUGUGGUUCUGCAACCGGCGACAGACGCUGAAAAACACAAGCAAGAUCAACGUCUUCCAGGUUCAGUAGCGACCUCAUUCUGGGAGGAUUUGCCACUGAUUUUUUGUUGUUUCUGGAAGUUGAACAUUUAAUACAGCAGCACAGUUGUGGAUUGUGUUGUAAAUACAAGCCAAACUCAAUUCCAGAGAGGAAGUUACACACCACAGAGAACUGCAAAAUGAGUUGUUAGUGUAUUUUAAGGCUGUAUAUGUUUACACAACUCCUGUGCUGCGGUAAAAAUCAAACUGCAUGGUCCUUUUAUCAUAUACAGUGAUGAUAAUACAGUGAUACAAACAUGCCAUAUUUAAAAACAUUUGAACUUUUAUACAAGUGGUUUUAUAGGCUAUCCCUCUGAAUUCUAUUAAAGGAACAGUGUGUAAAUAAUAGAGGGAUUCAGCUGCGUAUGGCAGUGGGGAUUGUAGAUUGUAAUCACAUGAAACUUAAAUUUAGGAUUCAUUAUUCAGGAUGGGUUUUUUUUUUGUUUUUUUUUUUUUUUUGCUGAGUUAUCCCCAGAGGUCUAAAAUGAG